Molecule: messenger RNA, 1268 nt
Organism: Pteropus alecto (black flying fox)
Lineage: Eukaryota; Metazoa; Chordata; Mammalia; Chiroptera; Pteropodidae
Product: spindlin-2
Exons: 2
Coding region: 321-1097 (258 amino acids)
Biological process (GO): regulation of DNA-templated transcription; gamete generation
Cellular component (GO): cytosol; nucleoplasm
Source: RefSeq, a predicted model, not a curated record
GGGAGGAGACUGCUGCGGCAGUACGGGCUGGUGGGAUCUCUAUGUGGCAGAGGGGCCUCUGCCGCUGACAGGGAGGUAGAGAUCCCACAAACACACUGCUGGAGACACAGCCGCCAUCCUCUUCCUUGCCCGGCUGCCUUCCUAGACGCGCUCCUUGCCUACGGAUCCUCUCCUCUCAGCUCUUGCAAGCUCCCGGAUCGGCGCAGACUGACCCUCUUUCACCACACACUCACAGCGAAGGCAGCAGCGAGGUGUCCGGUUUGGGCACGUAAAGCCCGCGAUCCCCGGACGCGGGGAGCCUCUUUCCUCCCCCUGCAGGUAUGAAGACCCCUCACAAAAAGGUAGCUGCAGGGCAGGAAACCAGAGAAGCUCUCAGUCGCCACACCGGAUCUGCAAAUAUGAGGAAGAAAAAAAGCUCUCAAAAGAAGCAGAGGGGCAGACCUACAUCCCAGGCCCACAGGAACAUCGUGGGCUGCAGAAUUUCACACGGAUGGAAAGAAGGCGAUGAACCCAUCACCCAAUGGAAAGGAACCGUUCUGGAUCAGGUGCCUAUAAAUCCCUCUCUUUAUCUGGUGAAAUAUGAUGGAAUUGACUGUGUUUAUGGACUGGAACUUCACAGAGAUGAAAGGAUUUUAAAGCUUAAAAUCCUUCCUGAUAAGGUGCCAUUUUCUCGAGUCAGAGAUGUGCGCCUUGCAAAUACCAUAAUUGGUAAAGCUGUGGAACAUAUUUUUGAGGGUGAGCAUGGUUCUAAGGAUGAAUGGAGGGGGAUGGUCUUAGCCCAAGCACCAAUCAUGAAAGCUUGGUUUUAUAUUACGUAUGAGAAAGAUCCUGUCUUGUACAUGUACCAACUUCUAGAUGAUUAUAAAGAAGGAGACCUCCGUAUCAUGCCAGAGUCCAGUGAGUCUCCUCCAGCAGAGAGGGAGCCAGAAGGAGUUAUAGAUGGCCUCAUAGGUAAACAUGUGGAAUAUACCAAAGAAGAUGGCUCCAAAAGGACAGGCAAGGUCAUUCACCAAGUCAAAGCCAAACCCUCUGUGUAUUUCAUCAAGUUUGAUGAUGAUUUCCAUAUCUAUGUCUAUGAUUUGGUGAAAAAGUCCUAACAGGGUACAAUUUGCCACAUUUGUGAAGGCAAAUGUAUGAUUUGGAGACACACACACAAAAAAAUGUUACUUUUCAAUGUAUAGAAAGCUUUAGAGUCCCUAUUAUACCCAAAAUCAUUGCCAGCAUAACUAUUGCUUUGUUCUAAAAAAUACAAAUGUAUGUGGACAUGA